ACUCAUUAUUCGAGGCUCUCACCUUAUCUUAUCUGGUAACACAGGCGUAUUGAUUUAAACAGUAAUGGCUGCGCGAGUGUUGUCACGACUUACUCUGUUUAUUUGCAUUUGAAAUGUUUGGUUUAUAUUAGUUUGCUAUUAUUUGAAGUACUCAUAAACUUGAUAACCCAGUCUGAGAUAUAGCAACACUGACGUUCUCCUGUGGUGUGCAACGUUAUACUAAUGUUCAAGUUCGGGUUCAAGGCCAGCCUUAACUUCUACAAUGGAAGCAGGAAAUCGAAGAAGGAACGAGAUGAUAUCGGAGCGAUUUCAUCGGUCACCGGGGCCUACAGGACGAAUAGAGAUGAAUUCUUUGGACACAACUACAGUGAGACGCAAAGGAAAUCGACCCCACUGAACGCAUCCGUACCAAACUUAGACCAGCCAACACCACCGAUGCGAAAGAACAAAAGCACAAGCGACUUGGUAAAAAACAAAAACCUCCCACCGAACUUGAGGCAAGAAAACCCCGGGGUUUCACAAGACCCCCGCGGGGCUGAACAAGAUAUCCGCAGCAAAAAUCCACCAGACAGCGAGAGAAAACUAGACGCUCAGAGGAGAGUAGAAAAACAAAGACUCGAAGAACAAAAGAAGAUUGAAAAGCAGAGAAUAGAAGAACAAAAGAAAUUGGACAAACAACGAGCUGCAGAACAGAAAUCGAGAGAGAAACUAGCGCAAAAAGAACAAGCUAAACAGGAGAAGUUGCGAAAAGAGAGUGAGAAAAGAGAAGCUCAAGAGGCGAAGAAGAAUAAAACUAAGAAAAGGGUGGCGCCCCAGCCUGCUGCGAAUCCUUUGGCUCAAGCAACUGCUAGUACAUCAAACAAUCCCUUGGGACAAGGUUCAAGACAAAUGGCACAUUCAACGAACACUCUAGAUAGUUCUAUAAGUAAAAGCAGCGGUCCUCCCCCUUACACAGAUGUCCAAGAGGGGGAAAAAGACAGCACGGGUAACGUAACUUAUGCAAAGCCUAUUGAUACAGGUAGUUGGGACAUGAUAUCCCAACAUAGAGAAAAUAUUAAAAGACCUGUGAAUGUGGGUGCUGCGGCAACGAAGCAAAAAGUCAUGGAUUUGAAUUAUAAAAUGGAUGAUGGGAAUAGAGAAAAUAGUGAAGCUUGAUAUCAGUUUAUAAUGGUUGAGCGUUUGUUCCUUGGAUUGUGUAAAUAAGAUUUUUAUGAGACGUUAUUUUAUCUUAAGAAAUACAUUUAUAUUUUUGUAUGUC
This is a messenger RNA of Helicoverpa zea (corn earworm), 1258 nucleotides long. Its product is annotated as kinesin-related protein 12-like. The record is from RefSeq and is a predicted model, not a curated record. Lineage: Eukaryota; Metazoa; Arthropoda; Insecta; Lepidoptera; Noctuidae. Bases 223 to 1155 code for a protein of 310 amino acids. The transcript is spliced from 3 exons.